AUGCCUAGUUCGUCCCAUUCGCGAGGUAAGUAAUGUUAUACGAUAUAUAGUUAUUGUUUCUUUUAACGAUUUAUCAACUUCAACCGUUAAUUCGGUUGAGCUAAUUAUUUUGUCAUCGUCCAUCGAAAAGCUUCCUGUGAAUUUCCCACGCUUAAUAUACACUCACUUCUUAAGAGCUUUUUCAGCGAGAAAUUCGAUGUCAAGGCUUUUGGCUUUGCUCUUUAGCAAUAUACCAGCAGGAUUUUAUUUAAUUAAUACAUCAUGCAAGUAUAUGGCAGUGUAAUUUAACAAGUAUUUUUGUCUGCUUUUAAAGAGACGUUUCUUGGCCCACACUUGCAUAAUUAACUUUACUCUUUAGUAAAAUUAUUUUAUUCAGUUAGUGUUUCAAGUGCGCCCGUGUAGUCUCUUUAUAACAAAUACACUGUUAUACAAUCUUAAAAUCACUCAUUUUUCACUAUAUAAUAAACAAGUUUGGUUUUACUAUAGACGAUAACUCUUCCAUAAUUAACUUUUUGUAAAUAUACACUUGAACAGUCUUCGAGUGUAGGUACGUCGUACCAAUAAUUAAGAAAGCUUCGCCUUCGGAUUAACAGGGGAUACAACUACCUGAUAAAUACAAGGAAAAUGUCGACAUUUCUAGCGAAAGUCCUUUGUUGCGAAGUUAGUAUGAAAGUUAGUAAGUGUCUUCCCGUCACGAAGCCGAAAGGUUUUCGCUCGAAACGUCGAAGUACUCCUUGUGUUUUUCACGUAGUUGUAUCUAUCCCUACAUCAAAUCCGAAACACCUUAAAAUCUUCUUUCGUCAUAUCUUGCAUCAUUUUAUAUAUACUAUAUAACGGUUUAUUUUAUGGUCGGAAAAUGAUAUGCCUUAGUCCUUUAAUACUCUUAGUAAUAUUCCUACGGUGCAGGUGAGAAUCUAAAUUAAACAAUGGGGGAUCCGCGUCGCGGCCGCACUUUGUAUAGAAUUAUAAACCGUUGUGAAAUGUCGAUUAGCGAGAAACGGACACAUUUGGAUAUCACAAGGUUCUUCAACAGAGAGUUAGGCUACGUUUAUAUCGUUGUACCGGAUAGCUUUUCCGUAGCAACGUGAAAAUAAACCUAUCCGUACCUUUUAGGGACGCUGUUUUCAAAUGAAUUAUUGCAACGGAGAGAUGUUGUUUCGCUCAGUUUCUGAAACUUGUACAUUCCGUAUCGGAUAGGUUCUUUUUCGCGCCGCUACGAAAAGCUAUCUGGUAUAGUGUUCACGUAUCCUCAGUAGCAAGAUAUAAACAAAACUAGCUGCAUUUAUAUAUGAAACUACAAAGACGAGUUCUACAAUUUCGUACAAAUUACUCUAGUGACGAAGGAGUCGAAAGGUCGAGGAAUGUGUUAUCUUUUCGUGUUUUUUUCUUCAUAUUAACAAGAGGUAGAAGCAGAUAACUCGGUUUGCAGGAAAGUUCUCAGUUUUGUUAUGACUAUAAAUAAACUGUGACUGUGUUACGAAUAGUUGCCAUGGUAACAGUGACGUAACAACAACAAAUAGUGCAUUCAAUAUGGCGGACAUAUCUUUUUCCACAACUAGAAAAUCGCAGAAGUAUAAACACUAAAAUUGUACAAAUUAUAUAUAGGUUAUGACAUGGUUUCGCGCGUGAUUUAGAUUUCCUGAUAAAGAAAUAUAUUUUUGCUUAGGAACCAGGCUUUCUUUCCGUUUGGGUUAGCGAGGGAUAGCAAUGUAUCCAAAAAAAAUGUUGUAGUCGUUUUACCAUGCGUAUCGCUUUAUAUCCCAUCAGCCAGGAAAUGAACUUGACCCAAAAAGUGUAUUUUUAAUUCAGGAAAUUAAUUUAGGCACAAAAAUAGCUUUGAAUAGCAUCCAAGGUUAAGAAAAAACAGAACAAAAAUUUGAAAUAUGAAUAAAAAAAUUUUGAAAGCGUGGUUGUCAAAAUAUUAGGGAACUUAAGACGUGAAAAAUCUAGUAUUCGGAUGUGAUAAGACAUACCCUAAAUUCGCAGUGUCUGCAGCAACAUGAGUAAAAAGAUGGAUUCUUUUUGUCAACAAAGAAGGAUACAGGUGAAGAACAAAUUGCCGAGUUGUAACAAAUCAAAAAGAAAAGCAUAAGGAGCUGUCUUUCUGUCACGUCCGCGUACUAUAUUUAGCUCAUCUUGAAUUCGCUAUAAUCAUGCUAUUAGGUAGAUAUCUUAAAGAUCUACGACGUCAGCUAGGACGUCAGGGAUAAGCACAGGACUGGGACUAGCUAAAUAAAGAAACCUCAACCUAAGAUUCACGAUGUAGACAUUUAAACUAUAAAUAUUUACAUUCUUUUGAAAAUGACGUGUGAGCCAUUACCGUUUGUUAUGCUCUUGUCACCACGACGGUAAAACUCUUGUUGUGAGGUUGUCGAUGUCUGGUGGACGACGAGCAAAUUGAGAGAGACACAUGCCCACUUCAAAAACUAUUACCAAUUUACUUCCGCUUGCCGCCCUAAAUAUUUGACGUCGUAGAUACUUGAGCUAUCGACUUAUUUAGGACGACGUCCUAGUCCCAGUCCUCUGCUUAGCCCUGACGUCCUAACUGACGUCGACGUCGUAGAUCUUAAGUUAUCUAUAAAUGUCAGUCAAAGCGUAUGUAUGUCUAGUUAUUUCUGUGCAUGACAUCCAGUAAGAUUGGAGACGAAAAAAUUGGUUUAAUGAUGACUAAUAACGCCCACUUGGAAUGUUAAUUUCUUUGUCAUACACGCAAACAUGAUAAGGCUCGAGAAGUCUUGCCAAUACGGAUACUUCUGUUGGGUUAAAAUAAGUCAUAGUUAUAUAUAUUAUGGUGACUAUAUAGGUAAAAUUAAAUCUAUUUCAUAAAUUAUGAAGACACAAAGGAUUUAUUAACCCAAUAUCUUGUCCCUCUAUUGUCUUGCUAUUUGCAUGCCUAAAUAUAGAAGCUUUUAUGUAUAACACUGCUGUGGAUUCACAUGCGCUACUUACGUUUCAUCUCGAAUGCAGCAUUUUUGAAUACUUCGUAAAUCAGAAUAGUUCGUUUUAACUGGUAAAGUAUCUCAGCUAAUGCUGUCAUGAAAAUGCGCACUGAAGUGUAUCAUAUCGGCCUUGGAUGCAAUAAAUUUAAAAUUACACCUAUUUUAAAUUUACAUAAUCUAACGGCAAAUGAAACUUCUACAAGAAAACUUAUUUGUCUGUAUAAGUUUUAUAUACAAGAACAGUGCAUGUGCGCCAGUGAAGGACGUCGUGCCAAUAAAAACUAUCCCUAUACCAACGAGACUUGUAUCCCUAUCAACGAAAGCUUGUAUAUGCAAAGAAUGUUAGAUUUGCGUGUUUGUUGUGAAGUCAUAAAACAGCCGCGUUUUCAAAAGUUUUCAAAAGAAAUCGACGGGGUGUAUAGAUUAUUGCAAUUCAUAUUCAACAAUGCAUUGAAUAAAAGCAAUUACAGAAGGUAAUUAAGACAACAUAUCUACACACACACGCGCUAUAUAGCCAGACAUUUUGACACUGGUCCACUUCAGGACGCGCUGACCUUACUGCAAAGAACAAGAAAAAUUCCAAGUCAGUUAUAUAACAAGGUAGCUAUAAUCAUGUAUUCUGUUAGUUAAAUAUUGUGUUAGGAAUUCUAUCUGUUCGAUCAGAUUACGGUUUGGCAAUACAUUAUCGAUAUAUAUUCAGAGUAGAGAUAAUCUUUCACGUAUUGUAAAACAGCCAUUUCACGUUUCAGAUAUAAAAGUUUAGCCUUUUCACGUUUUUAAUUGAUAUGUUAUUUCCUAACUUGAGUACUCAAUAUCUCUCUUAGUUCUUUACCCUAUAUUGGUUUUCAAAACUAAAUAAUUUUAACCAAGAAAAUAGUCUUUAGGGUAUAGAGUUUAAAUAGUCGACUAUAUAUAUAUAUAUGAUCAUGAAAUUUUUUUUUCAUAAACCUUUACUGAUUUUCCAAGAAUACAAUAUUUUUAUCCGAUAUUUUUGAAAUACCAAUGAGUAAGUAUAUAACAAAGAAACGUAUAUUUUGCCAUUGCGAUCUUUUUUAAAUAUGCAAUAAUUUUUUUGACAAAUUACCGUUUUUGGCGCUGUAUUUCUAAAGCAUUUUUUUCGAGCUUUUUUUUGUGCAUAUUAUAAUAUAUAUAUAUAUACAUAACAUCAUAACUUUAAUUUCACAGAUCACCCUCCGUCGUUCAGCCCUGAGCUUUACCAAGACAGAAGAAUUAUGGUGAAGCGAAACAUGAAGGAAAAGUCUCGUUCGGCACUAUGUCUGCUGGUAUUUUUUGGCUGUGCCAUAAUGUUCUUUGCGCUCGUUCUAAUUGGCUGUUCCUUUGCAAUUAAUUACGAUGAAGACUUUGAUUUUGAUAACGAUCAACUCGAAGCGAAAAUUCAAAGCCAGUUCAACUAUAACCAGUACUGGGCUGGUGUGCCGGUAGGUAGACGCCACUUGCAACAUGAUUUAUGAACUUAAAUUUUGUCGUGGUAUUUGCCGAUAAAUCGGUAACCACUACAGGAAAACAGAACAAAUUACAGUAAAUCACAACAGACUACAGAUGCGGAAGUAGGACACUUUUUGCAUUAUGACUAAAAUACAAAAAGUGUCCAACUUCCGCUUCUGUAGUCUAUUGGCAAACACCACGAUAAAAUUUAGUUAGUAUUCUUUAUGCGCUAAUUUGUAGCAAAGGAUACAUUUUUCUUUAGAUUUAUUGCAUAAAAAGUGCGAAAUGUUAAUUUUAGCUACAGACGAACAGAACGUAUUACAGAAAAUCACUGAACAGACUACAGAAGCGGAAGUGGGAAAUUUUUUUGUAUUUUAACUGUAAACCCUGGCAUGCGAGAAUGGGUUGAGAAUGAGUUGAUAUAAGAGUUGGCAGUCUCCAGUGGCAAAGCUAUCCAUGGUAACUUGUCAUGCUAUGCUAAUGAACCUGCGUCUAAAUAGUUUAAAUUAAAGACAACACAUUUCUUUAAGGUUUGAAUGAUGUAAAUCAUUGAACGUUUGCAUAUAGCAUGACCUGUUGCCAGAGCAUUUUUUAACUACAUAACUCCUGGGUCAUUUACCCCAGUAGGCCCUUUGCUUGCCCCAGUAGUGAAGCAAUAUUUUCAGAUGAGCUGGGCCCUUUUGAUCAUUAGUAAAAAGUCAUCCUUGACCUUGUUGAAAAAGCUGCAUCUACCUGCUUUCUCAUAUCCUCUCACAUUCCAUCUUAUAAAAGUCAGCACAGCAUGGUCUUUAUAUGUAUAAGUAACGGUGUGAGGAGGGUGCCCUCAUUAAGACUUAGCCCCAGUAGUUGUAAAUUCUUAAAAAAUGCCCUGCCUUUUUGCUAUGGCUAGCUUUGCCACUGACAGUCACGCAUUGUUACAGGAGACAUUUCAUGCUCUGGAUUAACAAAAGGUUUGAUGAAUGUUUCAACUAUGUUUUAACUUCAACAGAAUACAUGAUAGUGUUGGGAAAGCAUUAAGAACAGCUAACCAAGCUCGCGUGACUGUCAACUCUCAUGCACUCUCGUUUGAUCGGAACGUAGGAACGCAAUAGAUUACUUGUGUGCUAAUUGGUGCAAGCUAGGAUUUCGACGAAUUGACAGUCAUCAUAUUUCUGAGAAAAGCGCCAUACACUACAGCACCAGAACUUUAUCCAUACAGAAUAACCAAAUUUUCUAUGAGUACAAGCAGAUAUCCUGGGUCAAAAUAAAUCUAACAACCCCCUCCCCAAGCUACUGGCGUUCACUGCAAUAAUCAAAAUAUUUUACAGUUCUUCGUCUCUGGAACUCUGGUGUUGUUCUCAGGGAUCUUUCAACGAUCAAGAGGGCUGGUAAGAUUCUUCAUCAUUACAGAACUAAAGAUUUUUUUUGUUUUAUUUUUAAAAUAGCAUGAACAAACGCAGAAUUUAUUUAUUUUUGUUAAAACUUUAUUUUAAUGACGUUAACCCGACCAGCAAAAGCUGGUUUUAACGGAGGCGUCAAUUGCCAAUUAUACAAACACAUAACUACAAUAAAAAAUAAACAAUUAUUAAGAUAAUUAAAAGCUCGCGGUGUGGACAGCUGCCACGCCAUAAUUCGUCAUCAAAAUGCUGACGCCAUGGUCUUAGCCAGUGCGCUUAUGCAUGUGAGGCACUUUUGUGUGUCUCUAUGCUGUGGUAUGAUUCCUGGCAAGUACGGUUACUGUCGCCAUGUUGAGUGAUAUCUUGAUUUGGAAAAGUGAUUCCCUUGUUUGUAGUUCAAAUUUCAUCCAACAUGACGACACUUUCUAAUUCUUCUUUGAAUCUCGCGGAAUGUUCACACACUACAUAUGUUCUGAUAACCAUCUUUGUCUAAAUCAACGUCGAUAUUCUAUUUUAUUUCAGACAAUGACCAGUGUGAUAUUUUGCGUCGUUUCUGUCGCUCUUACCUUGUUCGUCUUGGCAUUGGAUGGUCCCAGUUUCUCCUACUGGAACUCCUUGGAAAGAUCAAAAGCUUACUGGGACUCGAAAAGCGGUUACAGUUGCGGAACAGAUAAUGCGUCAAAAGCUUGCACGUGUGUAGGCUCAUCUUCUCGUAAGUAUUAACAUUGAAUAAAUAAAAGCUGUUUUCCAUCUCGCUAUUUUAUUUUCUAUGGUAUAGUUAAGCAGUGUAUUUACACUGUCUCUGCAAUGUCUACCGCCUCACAUCUUCUUCUGAUCUAUUCAUUCUAUAAUGUCUCUGACCAGCUCUCCUUCAUCUCUUCUUUUUACGUGUCUAUACCAUCUCAACCUUGCUUGCCUCACCUUCUCUGCAAUGUCUACCACCUAAUAUCUUCUUCUGAUCUCUUCAUUCCAUAAUGUCUCUGACUAGCUCUCCAUCUCUUUUUAUUACGUAUCCAUACCAUCUCAAUCUUGCUUCCCUCACCCUCUCUACAAUGUCUACCACCCCACGUCUUCUUCUGAUCUCUUCAUUCCAUAAUGUCUCUGACUAGCUCUCCAUCUCUUUUUAUUACGUGUCCAUACCAUCUCAACCUUGCUUCCCUCACCUCCUCUGCAAGGUCUACCCCCCCCCCCACAUCUUCUUCUGAGCUCUUCAUUCCAUAAUGUCUCUGACCAGCUCUCCUUCAUCUCUUCUUAAUACGUGUUCAUACCAUCUCAGCCUUGCUUUCCUCACUUUCUCUGCAAUGUCUACCACCUCACAUCUUCUUCUAAUAUCUUCAUUCCAUAAUGUCUCUGACCAGCUCUCCUUCAUCUCUUCUUAAUACGUGUUCAUACCAUCUCAGCCUUGCUUCCCUCACCUUCUCUGCAAUGUCUACCACACCACAUCUUAUUCUAAUCUCUUCAUUCCAAGCAUUGCGAACACAUACUGAUAUUUUUGGAACCAGUUGAUAAUUCUUUUUAAAAAACUGAAACUAAUAUCUUAUUCAUAUUGGAAUCUCACAGCUCAAAAGAUCAGUGACUACGAAUGCAAUAUAGUGAGGAAACUCAGCGCCUUGUACGGAGCCUUGGUGGCGUCAGCCAUUAUGGUGACUUUAUUCAGCAAGGCUACCAUUAUUGUCGUCAUUAAGUCGUUGUCAUGGAAACCACAAAUUUAUGUAAGUAAUCAGUGUUUUAACAUUGAAUCAGUUUCCUCAAACAUUUCUUACAAAUCCUUCAAAACUUAGAAUUUAUCUAUGCAAAAUUCCUACUGUGAUCACAGAAACUUCUAUAGUGUAAACCUUAAUAGCUUAAGACUUCUCUUUCCUUUUCAACAGCCAUCACAUCAUAGUUAUUACAAUAGCGCAGACGAGUUCUACGUGGAAUCAGGACGCCGUACGCCAUCAUAUAUCGAUAUGCCUGCCGUCGCCAAGCGUCCAAAUGGCAAUGACUAUUCUGAGCAUUCAAAUGGAAAGAGAGCAACUCCUUACAGAAAUUAUCCUUUCUAA
Messenger RNA from Paramuricea clavata, 7803 nucleotides. The record is from the annotation of a GenBank genome assembly. NCBI's taxonomy places the organism in Eukaryota, Metazoa, Cnidaria, Anthozoa, Malacalcyonacea, Plexauridae.